CAACCUGAUGUAUAUCCAUCCUUAAAUCAAACCCCAUUUUUCUCUCAAUCUUCUCAUCAGAAGACCAAAAUCUUCUGAUUCAUUUCAAUAGAAGAGGGGGAAAAAGUGUUAAGAAGUAGAGCACUUGUUCUUUUUUUGUUUUUGACAGAGAAUCCAGAAUAAAAUGAAGACCAGUAACAGCAAUACUAAGCUAAUUCUCCUCCAUCCUUAUAUCCAAAAACAAGGAAGCUCAAACAGAUUAUGGCUUCUUGCUUUUGUCUCCUUCUUCACCAUAGCUUUCCUUCUAACUCUUAUAUACACCAGAGAGUCGAUUACUACUAAAACUACUGCCCCAAGCACAACAGUCACCGGCCCUGCAGGCUCCGCCAUUGGUGGUCCGCCGUUGCCAACCACCGUGGUCAACACCCUCCUCCACUAUUCUUCAAAAUCCAACGAUAGUUACCACAUGACAUACUCAGAGCUCAAGCCAAUCUCCGAUGUGCUGAGGAAAUGUUCUUCCCCUUGCAACUUCCUUGUUUUCGGUCUAACACAAGAAACCCUUCUCUGGAAGUCCUUGAACCACAACGGACGCACAGUUUUCAUCGACGAAAACCGGUAUUACGCCGCUUAUUACGAAGAGUUACAUCCCGAAAUCGAUGCCUACGAUGUACAAUACACGACCAAGAUUAGUGAAACCAGGGAGCUAAUAGCAUCGGCUAAAGAACAGAUUCGGAACGAGUGCAGGCCGGUCCAAAACCUGUUGUUCUCAGAGUGCAAGCUUGGGAUCAAUGAUUUGCCGAACCAUGUUUACGAAGUGGAUUGGGAUUUAAUAUUGAUUGAUGGACCAAGAGGUGAUGGACCCGACGGACCUGGAAGAAUGCAACCCAUCUUCACUUCGGGGGUGCUAGCGAGAAGCAAAAAAGGGGGCAAUCCAAAGACUCACAUAUUCGUUCAUGAUUAUUACAGAGAUGUGGAGAAGAUGUCUGGGGAUGACUUUUUGUGCAAGGAAAACCUGGUGGAAUACAAUGACACGCUUGCACAUUUCGUGAUUGAAAGAAUGGAGGAAAACAGCUUUCAGUACUGUCGCAACAACAAUAAUAAUAUUACAUCCACAAAAGCUUCCUCAUCUUCCUAGUUAAAACUACUUAUCCAACUUCAUAAAAAACAUACAGUCCAAAGGGGUCAGUCAAGAUAUGGUACUGAAGAAAAAGAAAAAGGAGAAUAUGGAUUAUUUAUCAUGAUUUCAUUGGAAUUUUGUGUUAGAUCGAUCGACCCUUUUUUGUUGAGGGGGUGUGUGUGUAAGAAAUAACCCUUUUUCUUUACAAUGAAAAGAAAUUUAAGUUCCUUGAAUCGGAAGUUUCAGCA
Molecule: messenger RNA, 1344 nt
Organism: Gossypium raimondii (Peruvian cotton)
Lineage: Eukaryota; Viridiplantae; Streptophyta; Magnoliopsida; Malvales; Malvaceae
Product: protein IRX15-LIKE
Exons: 1
Coding region: 164-1114 (316 amino acids)
Biological process (GO): xylan biosynthetic process
Source: RefSeq, a predicted model, not a curated record